AUGUGUGUGCGGGUAAGUGGGAAAGUGCCACCUGCACCCCACCAACUUCCCCCCCACCAUGCCUUCAGCGACAUAGUCGCCGCGAAAACGGCGCGUUGUCUUCCGCUUAUGCUGCAGCAGGACCUGCAGAGCUCGCUGCAGCAAGAGCAGCUGGGGAAGUCCCCCCGACAGGCUGCCGAUUGGGCCUUCUCGUACUAUCAGCUACCUCUUUUUACUGGUUUUCAUGGUCAACAGCAAGCAAUUGCGAGGAAGAGCGACACGCCCAGCAGGAGCAGCGGGAGGCGCAGCAGCAGCAACCUCAAAAGCACCACCAGAAACCGCAGUGAACAGCCCAAGCCUGCUGCAUUGCCCUCAACAUGGACAUUUGCACUCGAGGAAAUGCGCUUUUCGCCUGAUGUUGUGGAAGAUGUAGCGUGGUCUGUCAACAGAUAG
Messenger RNA from Eimeria mitis, 432 nucleotides. RefSeq lists its product as uncharacterized. Bases 1 to 432 code for a protein of 143 amino acids. NCBI's taxonomy places the organism in Eukaryota, Apicomplexa, Conoidasida, Eucoccidiorida, Eimeriidae. The record is from RefSeq and is a predicted model, not a curated record. The transcript has a single exon.